Molecule: messenger RNA, 471 nt
Organism: Linderina pennispora
Lineage: Eukaryota; Fungi; Kickxellomycota; Kickxellomycetes; Kickxellales; Kickxellaceae
Product: dUTP diphosphatase
Exons: 3
Coding region: 1-471 (156 amino acids)
Biological process (GO): dUMP biosynthetic process; dUTP catabolic process
Molecular function (GO): dUTP diphosphatase activity; magnesium ion binding
Source: RefSeq, a predicted model, not a curated record
AUGCCUGCAGUUAAGAAGAUCUGUAAAGCUCUCACCAGCGUCCAUGGCCUCCGUGUGUUCCGCAAGAGCGCCGAUGCUCACCUCCCGACGCGCGGAUCGCCGUAUGCUGCGGGCUACGAUCUGUACGCGUCUGUAGACACGCAUAUUCCGGCCAAGGGUGGGCGUGAAGCAGUAGAGACCGGCAUCGUUGUUGCAAUCCCCACUGAUACAUACGCGCGCAUAGCACCUCGCUCCGGGCUGGCCUUCAAGCACGGUAUUGACACGGGCGCCGGCGUUAUUCUGUUCAAUCACGGCGAACUGAUUCUUGAGAAAAUCAGCACGCCUGAGGUCUUCGAGGUGGCGGAGGAAGAGCUUGAGGAGACAGAUCGGGGUGCUGGCGGAUUUGGUUCUACUGGCGUUAGCCUUGAGAAGAUUGCGGAAACCGCUGAGGCUGGGGUAGCCUCUGAGGCCACUGAUACCACCAAGGUCUGA